Messenger RNA from Xenia sp. Carnegie-2017, 1123 nucleotides. Its product is annotated as mitochondrial carnitine/acylcarnitine carrier protein-like. The transcript is spliced from 11 exons. The coding region runs from base 47 to 970 and encodes 307 amino acids. Gene Ontology annotation, cellular component: mitochondrial envelope. NCBI's taxonomy places the organism in Eukaryota, Metazoa, Cnidaria, Anthozoa, Malacalcyonacea, Xeniidae. Gene Ontology annotation, biological process: carnitine transmembrane transport; mitochondrial transport. Gene Ontology annotation, molecular function: O-acyl-L-carnitine transmembrane transporter activity. The record is from RefSeq and is a predicted model, not a curated record.
CAGUCCAGUCACCACAUAGUUGUCGUGUCCGUCGUUUAAAAUAGAAAUGUCAGAAGAAAGGAAGGCAGAAAACAGCGGUAGUUCAUCGGCUUUGAAAAACUUUAUAGCUGGUGGAGCUGGAGGAGUAUGUCUUGUGGUGGCUGGUCAUCCUUUAGACACGAUAAAGGUGCGUCUCCAAACACAACCUAAAGUGGCACCUGGUGAAUCACCAAUUUUUACUGGAACAUUUGAUUGUGCCAGAAAAACAGUUGCUAAGGAGGGAUUUUUUGGUUUAUACAAAGGAAUGGCUACACCAAUUGUUGGCAUUACUCCACUUUAUGCUUUUUGUUUCCUUGGAUUUACUGUUGGCAAGAAACUUCAAGAAAAAAAUCCUAAUGAGGAAAUGAGCAAUUUUCAAAACUUCAAUGCUGGAAUGGUUGCCGGAGUAUUUACAACUGGAAUAAUGACUCCAGGAGAAAGAAUUAAAUGUCUUUUACAGAUCCAACAAGCAUCUACAGGUGAAGCAAAGUACAAUGGUCCACUUGAUUGUGCAAAGAAAAUUAUUAAAGAAAGUGGCAUACGAGGUUUAUAUAAAGGAACAUGUGCAACUUUAUUAAGAGAUCUUCCUGGUACUGGAAUGUAUUUUAUGACAUAUGAAUUACUUCUAAAGUCAAUGACUCCUGAAGGAAAGACACGUAGUGAGAUAAGUCCAUUAAUGAUUUUAACUGCUGGAGGUUUUGCUGGCAUGGCAAAUUGGUCAAUUUCUAUUGCUCCUGAUACUAUGAAAUCCAGACUUCAGACAGCUCCUGAUGGAACGUAUCCCAAUGGCGUACGGGAUGUUUUUCGACAACUAAUACGUGAAGAAGGUCCUCAAGCUUUAUUUAAAGGAAUAACACCAAUCAUGUUACGAGCAUUUCCAGCAAAUGCGGCGUGUUUUCUUGGUUAUGAAAUGGCAAUGAAAGUUCUUAAUUGGAUAGCACCAAAUUGGUAGUUAAACCUGUGAAAUUAUUCCUUCAUCCAAAGCUUAGAAAAUAUAUUGCACAUAUGUAUUUGUAUUUAUUUUAUGAAUUUUUAUCAUUACCUAAGUUGAAUUGGAGGCGUUUUGUGUACCUUAAUACAAUAACAUGAAGGCAUUUACAUCAAA